AUGCAGGUGGAUGAGGUAAUUGGUGCUUUAAAGGCGCAUGAAGAACUCUAUCGUGACUACAACGGCUGGCAUGAACAGGCGUUACUAAUAAGAGGGGAUCCUAAACCCGACACGAAGUUAUCACGGGGAGAGGAAUCAUAUUCUCAAAACAACUGCGGGCGUGGUUGUGGUAACUCACACGGUCGUGGCCAUGGCCGUGGCCGUGGCCGCAGCAAUGGAGGUCAUAGCAGUGGCACCAGUACUCGCCAGGGAAAAAACGGAGGUCAUGAAGGAGAUCUAGACAAGAGCACGAUCAAGUGCUUCAACUGCAACAACUUCGGGCACUAUGCCUCGGAGUGUCGCAGUAAGCACCGGGAUGAGGAGACCAAUCUCACCCUUGUUCAAGAUGAUGAUCCAGCACUACUCUUGUCUGAGUGCACGGGGGGCACACGCAACAUGGUACUGUUGAACGAGGAGAAGGGUAUUCCGAAGCUGCAGACAGAUGAGAAGGCGUCAGCCGAGUCUGACAUGUGGUACCUGGACAAUGGGGCCAACAACCACAUGACAGGCCAGCCGUCCAUGUUCAAGCACCUGGAUGAGAGCAUUCACGGGCGGGUGAAGUUUGGCGAUGGCUCGAUGGUGCAAAUCAAAGGGAAGGGGUCCAUCAUUUUUCAAUGCAAGAACGGCGAACAACGACUACUACCGGAGGUAUAUUUUAUACCGAGUCUUUGUAGCAAUAUUAUAAGUCUUGGCCAGCUCUCUAAAGAUGGCAGUAGGGCUAUUAUGUGUGGAGCAUUUCUGUGGAUAUAUGACAGGAAUGGGAGACUGUUGAUCAAGGUCAAGAGAUCCCCAAACAGGCUCUACAAAGUUUUGUUGGAAAUUUAUGAACCUAUUUGUUUGACAGCAAGCAUGGAGGAUCCAGCUUGGUUGUGGCAUGCGAGGCUAGGGCACGUAAGCUUACAGGCACUCAAGAUGAUGGGGGAUCGAGAGAUGGCACACAGCGUCCCUAAGAUCGAUCAUCCUACGUAG
Molecule: messenger RNA, 1008 nt
Organism: Asparagus officinalis (garden asparagus)
Lineage: Eukaryota; Viridiplantae; Streptophyta; Magnoliopsida; Asparagales; Asparagaceae
Exons: 1
Coding region: 1-1008 (335 amino acids)
Molecular function (GO): nucleic acid binding; zinc ion binding
Source: RefSeq, a predicted model, not a curated record